Dermacentor albipictus is the source of this 2735-nucleotide messenger RNA. Lineage: Eukaryota; Metazoa; Arthropoda; Arachnida; Ixodida; Ixodidae. The record is from RefSeq and is a predicted model, not a curated record.
GUCACCUGGCCCUAGCUUUCGCGGGCACCUUGCUGGUCGCCGCCAUUGCCGCAUGUGUUCUAGUCGCCGUACAGCGCAUCCAAGAUGACCUGGAUCAAAGACAAGUCUGCAAUACCACCGCCUGUUGGAGUAUAUCGCAGAGGCUGCGGCGAAGCAUGAACGAGUCGGUGGACCCGUGCGAGGACUUCUACGAGUUCGCCUGCCAACGCUGGGACGCCGAUCAGCGCGGCCCUAUCUGGCAGAGCACGGCGGAUGCCAUCAAGGGGGACUUCAGUGCUUCAAGGGACGCACUGCUGCAAGGCCGCUUUGGCGAUGCCAACAAAGCCGAGCGCUACCUCAUCGACUUUGUCAGGCACUGCGAAAACGACGAGCCGAGAAACACGUCGGAGGGCAUGGACCCGGUGCUGGUGGAGCUGAGGUCGAUGGGCGGCUACCCGCUGUUCCAGCCACACUGGCAGAACGCCACCUACUGCUGGAUGCAGGCGGAGACGAGGCUCGCGCACAUGGGCUACAACCAGGCCCUGCUGCAGGCGCGCUUCGACGUCGACGCCAAGAGGCACGGACGCAGGAUCAUCGUGCUCGGACUCCAGCAGUUGAUGUUCACGCGAGCGGUCCUCGACAAGGAGGAAACGGUGAAGGGCAUUCAGACAUUUCUGCGGAAUGUUGCACUUCGUUACAGGGCGUUCACCACCCAUGCUAACGAAUCUGACCACGAACGGGACGUUGACAACCAGAUCGCCGAGAUGUUCAAUUUCACCAGGGCGCUACUUGAGGAUCUAGAAAAUGAAACAGUCGCCAUCCAAAAGCCUCAAAGAAUGACGGUGGAGGAACUGUCGAGAAAAGUACCGCAGAUUAAGUGGCUCGACUACCUCCGUAAGCUGACCUCGCCCGCUCUGAAGGAGGCAGGCUUACCGGAAUUGAGCUUCAAAGACAGCGUGAUGGUGCUCAAUCUCGAAGCACUACGGGCACUCGCCAAGUUCAUCGGCAACUGCCGCCACAAUACCCGCCAUAUAAGGGCGAUGGCAAACUACAUAGGCUACAAGUUCCUGAUCAACAGUGUCGUCUUCUCACCCCGAUCGGAUAUUCGGCAAACAUAUUACGAUUACACCAUGCAGCAGGGUGUACAAUUCAACCGCACUGUCAAAUGCAAAGAGCUAGUAGAAACCUUGAGGCUCGUCAGUUACCACCACUACUUCCGUACAAACCAGCGCAAGUUUGAAAAGCAAAAGGUGCUGGCAGUUCACAUGCUAGACCAAGUGAAGGUACAAUUCAACGAGACACUGAAAUCGGCAACAUGGAUAGACGAUUCGACAAGGGCACUCCUGAUGAGAAAGCUUGUAAAUGUCCACGCUAUGGUUGGCUACACUGAGUGGCUUUUGAAUGCAACAAACAUAUACAACUUCUACAAAAUGGACAAAGCUCCACAGAACAAUGGUCCAUUCCUUGAACGACUUGUGUACCACAGAGUACAAAAGUACAACCAGCAAGCCAGAGAGCUAUUCUCACCCAGAAAGCCAGAGAUUUGGGAAGACAUAAAUGCAGAAACCGUGAAUGCUGCUUAUCACAUACGAGACAUCAAUGUCAAGGUAUAUGCUGGUAUGCUUUUGGAGCCCUUCUCGUACCUUGAGGUUCCAAUAUACGUGAACUUUGGCACAGUGGGAUUCGUGGCUGGCCAUGAGAUAAUCCAUGCAUUUGAUGACAGAGGUAUCACCAUUGAUGAGCAUGGCAUUGACUUUGACAAAGACCAGUGGUCCCAGGGCACAAAGCAGGAGUUUAACCAGCGCAUGCAGUCAUUGAUUGACUUCUAUGCAAAGACAUUUCAGGUCAACGGCAGCCACACGAGGAAUGAAAAUUUGGCAGACACUUCAGCUGCUAGGUUUUCUUUUAAGUCAUAUCGCCGUGAGCAGGGACCAACCAAAGCACCCGCCUUGCCAGGCUUUGAGAAGUACACUAACGAUCAGCUAUACUUCCUCUCAUUUGCUUCGAUAUGGUGCAACAAUAACAAGUAUGACCCGAACUCCAUCUACAGUAACAACCAUGCAAGGGUGAAUGGACCACUCAUGAACUUGGAUGAGUUCGCAGAGACUUUUCAAUGUCCUCGUGGAAGCAAGAUGAAUCCGACAUGGAAGGCCCCUGUGUGGGAUGUCUGAAGGCUACAAGUGCCGAUACUUACUAUUAGGAGUUUUGCUGCUUAGAUACGCAACUACCUCAGCAUUUACAUAUGCGCAUACACAAGAACAACGUCCAAAGCAUAUAGCCUUGCUAAUGUUGCAUAUUUGCGUGCGACGUUAGAGUCAUGUUAUAGUGACUAUGCAUUUCUAGCUAGAAUUAUUUAAUUAGUGAAACGAAUAUGACAUAUAUCUGCACUUCAAAUGUUCUGUUCAUUUCCAGCAGAUUUUUACCUGAAUGCAUAGCUGCCACAAAACUUAAGAGAUGCGUUAGGUUUUGCUAGAGUGAGAUAAAACAAAUUUGACUUCGCUAUUGAAGUUAAUAGGGCAUAAAAGAGCACAAUGGCCACAGGCACUUAAUUCCAGGGAUAGCAACAUUAGAACAAUCUUUUGUAUAUAGCAGCCAGAAACCACACAUCAUCCCAUAACAUAAUCGCACCACAUUCUUUUAUUAUUUAACUACUUUUCAUUUUCAUACUUCACACUUCAUGAACAACUCCUGGUGAUGUGGUAAAGAAAUAUGACAAAAUGUACAGAAUACAAUGAAUAAAAUAUUUUGCACAUUCA